Molecule: messenger RNA, 2991 nt
Organism: Lottia gigantea (owl limpet)
Lineage: Eukaryota; Metazoa; Mollusca; Gastropoda; Lottiidae
Exons: 13
Coding region: 4-1224 (406 amino acids)
Biological process (GO): mitotic spindle organization
Cellular component (GO): centrosome; dynactin complex; cytoplasm
Source: RefSeq, a predicted model, not a curated record
AAAAUGGCUGAUCCAAAAUAUGCCAACCUGCCAGGAAUUGAUGUAAAUGCACCUGAUGUGUUUGAGACUAGUGAGUUGCCUGAAGAUGACCAGGCUGCUCAGUUAGAAAAUGAGGAGUUUAAUAAUGAAAAUAUAGAAAAAAUUAAUCUUGAUUCAAAAACAGCUUUUAAUGCUUUUAAAGGUAAAGGAGUGAAAGCUGAUGGAGUUGAUUUCUCUGAUAAGAUAAGUAAAUCGUCUAGAACAGGUUAUGAUGUUUCUCAAACUGAAUAUGAAAUAGUUGGAGAUGGUGUCAAGAAAGAAACACCACAGCAAAAAUACCAGAGAUUACAACAUGAAAUGAGAGAAUUAGCUGAAGAAGUUUCCCAAAUCAAGGAAACAGUGAAGGAUGAUAAAUCUAGUGAGAAGUUGUCUCCAGUAGCCAUGGGUAAACAAUUAGAAUAUCUACAACAUCAACUGACUGACCUACAUCUAGAGAAGUUACUGGGUCCUGAAGCUUCUAUUGAUCUUUCUGAUCCACAGGGAGCCUUGAGACAGAGGCUGCUUAAACAAUUAGAAUCUUAUAAAACUAGUGGUAGUAAGUCAGGAGAGAAAGGAGAUAAAGCCUCAGCCGGUGCUAGUGGAGAUCAUGUUUCCUACAGUUUAUAUCAUAGACCUGAACAAGCUCAGUUCAGUAAGAAUGCCAAGAUGGCAAAUUUAGAAGAGAGAUUAGAAAGACUUCAAGCAGUUAUUGGUCAAAGCUCAGAGAAAUUGAAUGUUCUAACUGGAGAUACUGAUAACAAUAGUUUAUUGGGAGCUGUGAGUGUAUUGAACUCUAAACUAAGUCUUUUAGAACAAAGUAACUUGGAACAAGUAGAAGCCAGGCUACAGGGUGUUCUUCAUAAACUAUCACAAAUAGCAGAGAAGAAAAAUGUUCAGGAGGAUAAUGAAAAACAGGCUAAGGUCUCUGAGCUGUAUGAUUUGGUAAAGAAAUGGGAAGCUUAUGGUAAUUCUUUACCCCAAGUUAUUGAGAGAUUAACUGCUUUGAAAGACUUACAUGAACAAGCUCUACAAUUCAGUCAAGCAUUGGCUUAUCUCGAUACUGCCCAACAAGAAAUAUCAACUAGUCUGAAUUCACAUGGUGAUAUGUUGAAAUCGCUUCAAGAAUCAUUCAAGGAGAAUACUACUAUGAUCAAGUCUAAUACAGAGAGUCUGGAGGGUCGAAUAAAUGCUCUGAAAAAAUCAUGAAGAAAUAGCUCUGAACAUAUUUAUUACCAAGAGGUUAUCUUUAUCAAGACAUCAAUGAUUUAAAAGCUGUGUAAGAUACCAACACAUUUGUCACUCUUCCAAAAAUACAAUGGUAUUAUCAUACCUUGGUAUAUUAGUGGAGCAUAUUUUAUCUUUCUUUCUGUAAAAUUGGACUCAAUAUCAAAGAUUUGUGAAAUGUCUUGAUAAACAUAGCGUCUUUGUAUCUAUUUAUCUUAAUUGAACAAUAAAAUCUGGAUAUAAAGUGCAAUGCUUUUGGUGUCAGGGUUUUGCUUUUGAUGAAAAUUUCUUAUUUGGUUAUGGAAGUGUAUAUGAUAUUACUUUUGUCUUUUAUCUUCCAAGUUUCCUUCAUUAUUUCUCAAUACAUCAACAAUUAUCUUAACUGUGAUGCCAAUUAUGUAAUUGCUAAUUAAAUUCUGAUAAAUGCGGUAGCUUAUAAUAAGCUGCUUAUUUAAAUGCUUACAAAUAGAUUAUUGAAAUUCUGACUAGUAGUUAAUUUUAAUUCUGACUAGUAGUUAAUUUUAAUUCUGACUAGAAACUGACAAAUAGAUUAUUUGAAUUCUUACUAGUAGUUUUUUUUAAAGCUGACAAAUAGAUUAUUUAUGAAUUACGUCAAAUAGAUUAUUUAUGAAUUCUGACAAAUGGAUUAUUUAUAAAUUCUGACAAAUUAUUUAUAAAUUCUGACAAAUGGAUUGUUUAUAAAAUCUGACAAAUGGAUUAUUUAUAAAAUCUGACAAAUGGAUUAUUAUAAAUUCUGAAAAAUUGAUUAUUUAUAAAUUCUGACAAGUGGAUUAUUUGAAUACUGAAAAAUGAAUUACAUAACUUCUUUUUGGAAAGUAAAUAUUUGCUUUUGAAAUCAGUUUUAAAGGACACAUGACAAACAACAAUCCUAAUUGUUAAUUUAUCUGUUCAUGAGUAGAUUGGUAUAGAUUCUUUUUUGUUCUCUAUUGUUAAAUUAAUCACUUGUGAAAAGUGCUUUAUUGUUCUCUACUGCAAUAUUAUAAUACCAUAAUAAAUUAUAAGUAUAUAAUAGUCUAAAAUAGUGGAAGUACAGUGCUAAAAUUAUGUAUUGCCGUACAACUCCAAUUCUUAAAUUGGUGUUAUUAUACAGUGCAAUAUCCUUUCAACAGCGUAAACCGAUCGUCGAACUGAAGUCUCAUCGGAAAAAGGGAGAAACGUUACCAGUCCAAAUUUAUAUUGUUAGCCCGCUUUCCUAUAAAGCUAUUCUGAUGAAGAUUGUCUACCUGAAACACAUAUUGACAGUUUCGACUUUAGUUCUUUAUGUAAUCACGCCCGCGGUUUUUUAGCCUUAAGUAAUAGUAAUACGACUCCAUAUACUUUCACACUGCCCUUCAAUAAUUUUAAAUAAUUGACAGAUAACGUGAAUAACUUCAAAAUAAAGUUUAUGCUCUUAUUAAAUGAAUAUAAACCUUAUCAUUUGAUAAUUUUCAAGGUUGUGGCCAUGAGAAUUUAAGUCAUGACCCGUGUGAAUAGAAUUUCACUUUCUCGUUCACUGAAAAAUAUGAUAGCAAAAUACUAAAAAUAGAUAUAUGGAGCAGUGAUAGAAUUUUGAUUCUUGGAUACUCAACCAUUCUAAUCUUACAUAUCACUUAUCAUAGAAGAUAAAAAAUAUAAUGUGAAUCAUUUCAUACCAUCCUCCAAACCCAAGUUUGAUCUUUUCAUUACCUUUCCACAGCAUGACAGCAAGAUUUGUUCACUAGAUUAUUGGUUAAUAACACUCUGAAAAUC